Messenger RNA from Ochotona curzoniae (black-lipped pika), 737 nucleotides. RefSeq names its product sperm acrosome associated 7 (gene SPACA7). The record is from RefSeq and is a predicted model, not a curated record. Bases 64 to 594 code for a protein of 176 amino acids. Gene Ontology annotation, cellular component: acrosomal vesicle. Lineage: Eukaryota; Metazoa; Chordata; Mammalia; Lagomorpha; Ochotonidae. The transcript is spliced from 7 exons.
CAGCCAGACCUGGCCACACUGAAGGCCUUCAGGAGAGGGACCUGCUCCUUGGCCAGCGGGACCAUGAUGAUGACAUGGUUAGGGACCCUGCGGAUUGCCUUCCUGCUGUACUGCUGGCGGAAUGCAGACUUGCAGCCGUUCAACACGACCUCAGAUCAAGCCUCUGAAAUGCCGCCCAAUGCAAAAACUCAAGACAUGCCUGGAGUUUUUGACGAGAUUCUCGUCCAGGAGAUCCUGGAACCCAACAAAACGAAGCUGACUAAAACACAAAGCACGGCCACGAUGCUGUCCACCAUGACGACCAAGGACAAAAGCUCUGCUGUGGAGGAGGGGAGCCAGGCUGACGCAUCUGAGACUUACCAUGAGCUGCUGGAGCACCUGCAGUUCUCCACUGGCAGCGAGGACAAGACUUCCAACAAUGAAGUCAGCACGGACGAGAACGCCCACACAGGGGUCACUGCGGAGACCUACCACGAACCACAGCUGUCUUCCACAGAGAAGAAAAAUUCAAAAGACGAUCCAUACUACAAGCUGUCUGAUCUGGACAAAAUCCUUCAAAACGUAGGCCGAUCACCAGGAAACACUUUCCAGUGAAGACGAGAGGGGACUGAGCUGACACGGGGGUUCGAGCAGUGUGGCAUCAUCGAGGGGCCCCUAGAGCCCAGCACCACUCGGAACCCUCCCCAACCCUCCUUAGGAAUAUAACCCACACCCACAUAAAGGCCACUAUUGAUUCA